Messenger RNA from Solanum tuberosum (potato), 2984 nucleotides. Its product is annotated as SART-1 family protein DOT2-like. Bases 60 to 929 code for a protein of 289 amino acids. The transcript has a single exon. Gene Ontology annotation, biological process: maturation of 5S rRNA; mRNA cis splicing, via spliceosome. NCBI's taxonomy places the organism in Eukaryota, Viridiplantae, Streptophyta, Magnoliopsida, Solanales, Solanaceae. Gene Ontology annotation, cellular component: U4/U6 x U5 tri-snRNP complex. The record is from RefSeq and is a predicted model, not a curated record.
ACAUCUUUUCCGUCUCUUUUGACCCAAAUAACAAAACCCAGACUCGCAACGUUUUUGUGAUGGGGAAAGAAAAGAUGGACGGAAUUGAUGCAGUAUUAUUUGAUGAUGAUGAUAACGAAGAAUUCAGAAAAUCAUACGAAAGAGUCAGAAAACUUUCAUCGGAAAAGCAAAAGGGCGUUGCCAAAACUUUUCCAGAGGUAAUUGCUUCCCUAAUUAGUGAUUCAACCCUUGAUAAUGAUAAUCCAAUUUCUGUAUCUGAUGAAUCACAAGUUGUCUUCACAGAGAUGGGAGAUUUUGUCUGGGGUCUUCAGUUUGAUAAAUUAGAACCUAGUGUUGAUGUGCUACCAAAACAGAAAGAGGAACUUUCUGUAAAAGAGGAGAAAUUUGAAAUUAAACCAGAUAAGACGAUACGUGAAGUUCCAAUAGGGAAGGGUUUGUCAGAGGCACUCAGAUUUUUGAGAGAAAGAGGUUCACUUAAGGAGGGAGAUAUUGAAUUGGCUGGUCGAAACACCGAUAAGAAGAAAAACAAGCUCGUUAGCGUUCGUUGUGGUGAUGAGAAAGUGGGAAAAGAGAUACACAUUAACAGGACUGAUGAAUUUGGGCGAAAUCUAACUCCAAAGGAGUCUUUUCGGUUAUUUUCACAUCAAUUUCAUGGGAAGGGGCCAGAAAAGAAGAAGCAACAGAAACGUAUACGGCAACACCAGAAGGAACUGAAGAUGAAAAAUCCAUUACUAUCUGUGGAGAGGAUGACAAAAUCUCAGGCGCAACUUAAAACUCCACAUCUUGUUCUAAGUGGACAUAUUCAACCAGGGCUUGCUACAGCUGACAAGGGCAUGCUUGGUGAUAAGAAGGUUGGACAUUUUUCGGGCAUAAAACGCAAGUCUGAUUCAGGACAAUAUUCGCGCUGCCAUAAAUUCCGCAAUGUAUGAUUUACAACUUUCAAGUAAGUGUAGUUUAGUUGCUUCUUCUUUAGAUCACCUGAACUUUUACAAUUGUAUCUAAUCAAUUUGGCAUGUCAUCCCAUGUUACAUUUUGGAUAUUUCUUUUCCUUGGGUUGUUUAUUCGAUUCUGUUCUACGUCAUUGCCAUGUUGUACUUCCAAAUAAUCUCUAAUAUCAUUGAUCUUCUUAUAUAUAUGGAGGUAUUUAUGUUGGCAAAAAGGAAAAUGGUGGCCUGCGUGAUUUCAAGUUUAUCUCUCAACCAUAUUACCUCUAAGUCAUCCCUUUAUUUGAUCUUUUUGCUUGUGAGCUAUACUGUCGGACAGAUCAUAUACUAAAAAAACAAAAAAAGAUACACUCGAUGGUCAUAAAACUCAUGAGUACUAUUGUGUGAAAAUUGUCAAAUUGUUCUUAAUGUAGUUGUUCACAUCCAUGAUGUCGAGUUCUGUCAACAAUAUCAACUUUGUAUCAGAAUACAGUGAAAAAAUGAACGAAGCACUUGUCGAAGUUAAUUGACAUUCAGAUGACUACAGAAAGAAUUGUGUCCUUGCGACUAUUUUAAAAGAAUCUCUCGAUAUGUUUUUCGUUGAGAUAAAUUUAUUUAACUUACUGUAAUCCUAUUAUAUGUACACUCAUGCAUAUUAUCUUAGUUUUUUCUCCAGAGUUUUACUCAAAAUUUGCCUGCGGUCCUUUCACUCUAAGAGUAAGCUUAGUUAGCACUCUAUUAUUGAAGUUAAUAUUGGAAACUUACAGGCAAUUCUAACAUUUAGGAUAGACCAAAAAACCAAUAGAUUAUUCUAAGAAAUUACAUAUAAUAGCUUCAUCUUUACAAUCUGGAACGGCAGAUUUAGUUGAAUGCCUCAAGGCACUCAAAGAAUGCAGAACAAGAAGAGGAUCUCCUAGGAGUUAUUGACUUAUUUCCUUUUUCUAUACAGGUAUAUAGUAUGACUGUUUUUUGUGUUUAUCUUUGUCUAAUGAAUGAUGUCCAAUUUACUUGUGAUUUCAUCGUGGAAUGCUUUGAUCUUUAUCCUCUGCUAUCUCAUUUAAGGCACCAUCUGUAUGAAUUAUACAUCAAAGUUCCAUUCGAAAAUCCUUUUUUGGGGGGGUUUACGUGGUGACCAAGUUUGAUCCUGUGAGUUUGGGUGGAGAAGAAAGUCAUAACUCAUAACUUCUAUUAUUAUUUUCAAGAACAAAUUGCAGCACAUCUUCUGUGCUAUCCAGUGUAUAGUUUUAUCCAAGUUCAAUUUGAAUUAGUGUAGUCCUAUCCUAUCUCAUCACCAACCCUUCAGCGUUCCCAUAUUUUUAUCAUAUCUUGAUUUAUAUAUCAUCCUUCACAAUUACAUAAGCACCCAUCUUUCAUUUAAAGUGAAAGAUUAGUCAUGACAGGAGAAUGAAAUCUUGCACAAGAUGAAGGUUAGUGAUCUGAAUAAUUUUGUUCCUUGUUUUGAUUGCUUAAGCUGUUUUUAUAUGCUUAACCGUAUUACUGAAUGAUACAGGGUAUACGUGUCAAGUGUGUGUGUAUGUAUUUGAGUGGAAAAAGGCCCAUUUUGUGUUGAUCUCAAUGUUAUGUUUCGUGGGUCAUUGAGUUCUUGUUGAAUUUAUAAGAAGAAUCAAUAUCAGUGGAAUAAAUUUGAAUAUCUUGAUGUAGUUUUAGAUAAUAGCAGCAAAUCUGUACUGAAUUCUCUGGUGUAUGCAAUUAAACAUGAGUGGAAAUAACCUAUUUGUACGGUCAAACGUUAAAUUGAGGCAAACAUGUGUAAGCAUCUCUGUAUUUGUGCUAUUUCACAUUCGCAUUCACUCAAAUAUAGCACAAGUUUGACAAGGAGGGAAGGAGUUACAUUUUACGUUGGCGGAGAGUGAUGUGAUCAAGUGGUGUAAGCUGUGCUGCUACCAGCAAUGGGGUCUUGAAGUUAAGCUCUAAAUGGCAUGUUGAUUGUAUUUAAAAUCAUUUGAUCUUGUAUAAUUCACAGUGAGGUGUACUGCAAAUGCCUCUUUUGAUUGAUUAUGCUCUGGAAAAUAAUACUAUGAAUGUUCACCGUUUCUCUUU